GAUCUAGUUUUUCUAAAUCCAAAAAGAGGUGUUGCUAUGCCACCACCAUUAUCACCAAUACUUGGGGAGCAUUCUUUUGUCAAUCCAACCUUCAACAAGGAUAGUGAAUAUGGAGAUGAUGUUGCUCAAUCUGGUGACUCCCUUAUGAAGGUUAUGUUGGAAUCUGAGGAAAGAGAUCAACAAAGAAGCCAAGAGAUCGCUAGACAAUUGGAUGAGUCUUUUCAGAAUCUGGUUCAGAAUUUAGCCCAAAGUUUAGUAGACAUGUGGCAUUCUAAUGAAAAAAGGGCAAGAGUUUGGCGAGAGCAAAAUGCAAAAAAUUGGAGAGCAUUUCAAGUUGAAAUAGAGCGAAUGGAGGAAGCAUUUUGACGUGCCAAAAUUGAA
This is a messenger RNA of Rubroshorea leprosula, 381 nucleotides long. NCBI's taxonomy places the organism in Eukaryota, Viridiplantae, Streptophyta, Magnoliopsida, Malvales, Dipterocarpaceae. The record is from the annotation of a GenBank genome assembly.